Messenger RNA from Cuscuta campestris, 887 nucleotides. Lineage: Eukaryota; Viridiplantae; Streptophyta; Magnoliopsida; Solanales; Convolvulaceae. The record is from the annotation of a GenBank genome assembly.
GUCACUUGGAGGCAGCAUGUUACUGGAGGAAAGCUAUUGGAGAUAACUGAGGAAGCCAAAAGUUUUGCAGUUGGAAACAAGGCUCUUGCUGCUCUUUUUGUUCAUACUACAGCAGGAGAGCUGCAGCGCCAAAUCAGAAAUUGGCUUGUGGAGAACUUUGAUUUUCUUUCUGUUAGUGAUGACACAGUUGGAGGAGCUACUGGCCAGCUGGAACUUCUUUCUACUGCAAUAAUGGACGGCUGGAUGGCUGGACUUGCACUUGAAGAUGGCAUAAUUGCACGACCACGUUCUGGUCUUCUAGAUCCUAGCAAUUCCUCUUUUAUGCAGAACGAUGCAUCAACUUAUGGAGUCGAUCAGCCAGAUUUACUUAAAGUGAAGCAUGGAGAUCAUGUUCUGUCUGCCAGUGUGCAAGAACCUUCACGCACACCAUCUUCACAGUCACCAGACUCCAGACUCUUAUCUUUGGAUAGUGAUAGGUUUGCAACAGCAGAAGCUUCAGGUUCUUCGAAACUGCCUGAUGUAGCAUCCAAGGAUCCUGCAUCAAGAGAUCGAGAAAAUGGAGACCGGUUUAAAAGUGAUGUUUCUCAGGAUGAGAUUGAACUUAGGCAGCAAAGAGGUGCCACUGCAAACAGAAUAUCCACGGAUAGGCCUCCAAAAUUUUCAGAAGGAACACCAAAUGGAGUUUCAGCCACAACAGCUGCUCAGCAAGAUAAUGUUCGACCCCUUCUUAGUUUGUUGGAGAAGGAACCCCCAUCUCGCCAUUAUUCUGGUGUAUGUUCGCCAUCUCACUGGGUUGGAGAAACAUGACAGCAUCCUUCCUCUACUUCAUGCUUCUACUAAUGAUAAGAAAACAAAUGGCUUGGAUUUCUUGAUGGCUGAGUUUGCAG